Molecule: messenger RNA, 1054 nt
Organism: Gasterosteus aculeatus aculeatus (three-spined stickleback)
Lineage: Eukaryota; Metazoa; Chordata; Actinopteri; Perciformes; Gasterosteidae
Gene: prdx1
Product: peroxiredoxin 1
Biological process (GO): cellular response to stress; response to oxidative stress; cell redox homeostasis
Cellular component (GO): cytosol
Molecular function (GO): thioredoxin peroxidase activity
Source: RefSeq, a predicted model, not a curated record
CCCCGAGCGCCGUGUAGUCUCGUUCUGACGGGGUUAUCGCGAGAAGUGAGCCCUCGUAUAUAUUCUUCAUUCGAGGCUGCCGGUUCUCGUUCUCUCUUGUGUCUCCUCAUCUGGCGUGAAAAGAACUGAGCUAAACUGAAGAUGGCUGCAGGCAAAGCACAGAUCGGAAAGCCGGCUCCGGACUUCACAGCGAAGGCGGUGAUGCCAGACGGGCAGUUCAGCGACCUGAAGCUUUCCAGCUACAGAGGGAAAUAUGUCGUCUUUUUCUUCUAUCCACUGGACUUCACCUUCGUUUGUCCUACCGAGAUCAUCGCUUUCAGUGACGCUGCAGACGACUUCAAGAAGAUCGGCUGUGAGGUCAUCGCCGCCUCUGUGGACUCUCACUUCUCCCACUUUGCAUGGGUCAACAUGCCUCGAAAGCAGGGCGGUCUGGGUACCAUGAAGAUUCCCAUGGUUUCAGACACGCGGCGCACCAUCUCCACAGAUUAUGGUGUCCUGAAGGAGGAUGAAGGCAUUGCCUACAGAGGUCUGUUCAUCAUUGACGACAAGGGCAUCCUGAGGCAGAUCACCAUCAACGACCUCCCGGUUGGACGCUCCGUUGAGGAGACCCUUCGUCUGGUCCAAGCCUUUCAGUUCACUGACAAACACGGAGAAGUCUGCCCAGCCGGCUGGAAACCAGGAAGUGACACCAUCAAACCCGACGUCCAGAAGAGCAAAGACUUCUUCUCCAAGCAGUAACAGGCCCAGGGUGUGCCACCUGCUAUAGGACAUUAUAUUUAAAGGAAGAAGGCCUGUGGAGGAGUAGUUAGGAGCUGGUGUUUUGUCUACAUGCUGUGUGUGUUCAGUCAUCUGUAGUGUGAAUAGUGCAAUUAUGGCCAAAGCAUAUAGUUGUGUAAUUAUGUUGUGGUAAUGUGUGCUAUCUUCACCGUCAGGCUGAGCUGGAUGUCUGUUUGCAUAGUAUGAGACUGACGUUAUGUUUAUGUGGAAAUGAUUUCCAUGUUUAACGUUUCAACACUUGAGGAAAGUUCAAAAUAAACAAGCUUUCCCGAACCAG